CCAGCAACCAAAUGGAAGUCGUUUAUUGGAUGACUCCUCUAAACUAGCAGGUAACAAAACAGUUACAGAUUUUACAGUCCUACAAGCCUGCUCUCGCAGCACAAUUCUGCAUUUGUUCUCCGAGGCAAAGAGGCAAAGAAGAGACUUCUCAAUACUAAUUAAGGUGGUUGAAACAUUAGCUCUUGUGCUAAGGAACUAGAGGAAAAUAUAAAUGGAUGACCAGUUAAGAAAUAGGAAGGCAAACUCAGACCCGAAAAAUGAAUAUCCAAUCAAUAACCAAACUGAUUCUCAGAUCGCCAAAGGGGUCGAAGAGAAAAACAUGGCUCUGCAGAAAGAGGUUGGUUUGCUAAGUGGCAUCAGUCUUAUUGUAGGAACAAUGAUUGGCUCUGGAAUCUUUAUCUCACCAAAAUCAGUCUUAGCUAAUACAGGAGCAGUGGGACCUUCUCUGAUUCUCUGGGCAGUUGCGGGAAUCAUAUCAACAUUGGGUGCAUUGUGUUACGCUGACCUGGGUACCAUGAUCGUUAAGUCAGGGGGGGAGUAUUAUUAUAUCUUCGAAGCAUUUGGUUCAAUUCCUGCUUUCUUAUACUCAUGGAUGAGUAUAACUGUUUCAAAACCAUCAUCAUUUGCUAUAAUCUCCCUGAGCUUUGCUGAAUAUGCAGUGACUCCUUUCUAUCCUGGCUGUGUGCCGCCGCAGAUGCCUAUAAAGUGUCUUGCUGCAACAGCUAUUGUUUUAAUUACACUGGUGAACUCAUUCAGUGUCAAGCUUGCUAGCUAUGCCCAGAAUUUUUUCACUUUUGCCAAACUGGCAAUAGUUGCUGUCAUCAUUGUAGCUGGCCUGGUUUUAUUAGCACAAGGAAAUACCCAGAAUUUUAAAAAUUCCUUUGACGGAGCUCAUAUCUCUUUUAGUGCUAUUGGUUUGGGAUUAUAUGGUGGACUUUGGUCUUACGAUGGAUGGAAUCAGCUCAAUUUCAUUACAGAAGAAUUGAAAAAUCCCUAUAGAAAUCUUCCACUCGCCAUCAUCAUUGGCAUUCCCUCUGUGACUGUUUGCUACAUCUUGGUUAACGUUGCAUAUUUCACAGUCAUGACUCCAACAGAACUGUUGCAAUCUUCUGCUGUUGCAGUGACAUUUGGUGAUCGGGUACUCACACCAGCAACUUGGAUAGUUCCUCUCUUUGUUGUGUUUUCUACUUUUGGAGCUGCCAAUGGUAGUUGUUUUACAGCUGGCAGACUUACAUACGUUACUGCCCGUGAGGGUCAUAUGCUUAAGAUUCUGGCUUACAUCAACGUUAAGCACUUAACACCUGCACCAGCUCUCAUUUUCAAUGGAAUGCUAGCUAUUAUCUACAUCAUUCCAGCGGAUCUAACCACUCUUCUAAACUAUUUCAGUUUUUCAGUCUGGAUUUUUUACGGACUGACUUCCUUUUCACUAAUUUACCUGCAUUUUGCAAGAAAAGAUCUGGAAAGACCAGUUAAGGUUCCUGUAAUUAUACCAGUUAUUAUGACUCUUCUCAGUAUCUACUUGGUUUUCGCUCCAAUCAUUGAACAGCCAGAACUGGCAUACUUGUACUGCACACUCUUUAUUUUGGGAGGACUAAUAAUCUAUUUCCUAUUUGUUCACUUGCGCUUCAGCUGGACUCGCACCUUGAUGAAUCCCAUCACCAAACAUAUUCAGCUGCUUUUGGAAGCAGCACCACCAGAGAGUCAAAUAUAAAAGUACAUAUUGCUUUACUUUUAUACCUCCCUCUGCUUUUAAUGAAGGAAAAGGCACAGAAGAGGCCUUUCAGUAAUGCAGCUCUACAACUAACAGUUCUUAGGUACAAAACAACAUUCAGUAGUACCCUAUGUAAUUUUCUGUUCAACAUUAUCUUGCCAAGUAUGGUUAAAACUGGGGCUUUGAAUCUCCUACAAUUCCCAACAACAUUGUAUUAUACACUGUAUUGAUACUCAUGCACUGCAAUAAUUACCAUCAUUAUUAUUGUUUAGUAAAUGGCUAAAAACUUUCUGGUAAAUAUCUAAUAAUACUUUCUUGUAAAUGGAGGCUUAGCUCUUAAUGUUCCAAAAUGUAUACCACAGAUGUCUAACUCUUAUCAUCCUUAGUUU
Messenger RNA from Callorhinchus milii (elephant shark), 2100 nucleotides. It is a transcript of the gene slc7a9, whose product is annotated as solute carrier family 7 member 9. Lineage: Eukaryota; Metazoa; Chordata; Chondrichthyes; Chimaeriformes; Callorhinchidae. Gene Ontology annotation, cellular component: membrane. The record is from RefSeq and is a predicted model, not a curated record. Gene Ontology annotation, biological process: amino acid transmembrane transport. Gene Ontology annotation, molecular function: L-amino acid transmembrane transporter activity. The coding region runs from base 212 to 1711 and encodes 499 amino acids. The transcript has 13 exons.